This is a messenger RNA of Pelodiscus sinensis (Chinese soft-shelled turtle), 8866 nucleotides long. NCBI's taxonomy places the organism in Eukaryota, Metazoa, Chordata, Testudines, Trionychidae. The record is from RefSeq and is a predicted model, not a curated record.
CAUCCCAGAGUGAUCUACGUAUUGAAUGUGACCAAAGAGGUGGUUGUACCCUGCCGGGUCACCGCACCGGAUAUCAAACCCAAGCUUCUACAGCAUCCUUCUUCUUCGGAGUUCAAGUAUGAGAGGAUGGUGUGGAACCCCAAAAGAGGAUUUGUCAUCCCCUCUCCUUCUUUCCACUUCUUCAAAGGCAUGCUCAUGUGUAGCACCAAUGUAAACGGAAUUACCUCCAAAUCCUACUACAUGCUACAGAAAGUGGAGACUAGAAUACAAAACCUGGAUCUGAAAGCAAAUCCCAAAAAGCUGCUAGUUGGAGAGACCCUCAACCUGGAAUGCAGCGCAGAGACCUUUUACAAUGGACGGAUUGGAUUGAAAUGGCAGUAUCCCAAGGGGAGAAAUCAUAAGCCUACAGCAGGUCUUACCCGAAAUAAUGACACGAAUAAAGUUUUCAGUUAUGUCACUAUCCAGAAUGUUACCAUGAAAGACAGUGGCUUGUAUAUAUGCAAUGCAACAGGACUGGAGACCAACACUACAAUCACAGUAUACAGCAAACCUUUCCUGCGAGUUUCCUAUAAGAAAGGACCCUACUAUGAGGGGGUAGAAGGACAAAAGUUACUGAAACUAGCUGUGAAGGUGGAUGCUUUUCCCCGCCCCAAUGUUACCUGGUAUAAAGAUGGCAAGCCAAUCAUGGAGAACCAGACUUGCUACGAGCCAGAUCUACAGAAGUACAAGCUGAGCAUAAGGGACUUGAGACCAAAGCAUGCAGGGAACUACACCAUAGUCCUGAGCAACACUAAACAUGGCCUAUAUGAGAACCUCACCAUCCAGCUCGUAGUGACAGAGAGACCCAAAAUCUACGAGAAGGAGACGGAUUUUGACAAGGUUGUGCAAGUGAACCUUGGAAGCAAACACAGUCUUGAGUGCACUGUGAGUGCGAUUCCUGACCCCAAGAUCACAUGGGAAUGGGAGCCAUGCACCCCUGCAGAGACGCUGGAAGUGCACAUCCCUGGGACUCGCUUUUCCAGCUGCAGACAAGGUAGGCAAAGAAUUGUCAUUCAGCAAAACAUCAGUGGGGCAGGCAUGUCCACAGGCAACAAAAUCGAGAGCAUCGAGGAAAAAAAAUAUGAAGAUAAAAAAAAGAUGAUAAGCAAGCUGACUAUAGAACAUAGCAAUACAUCAGGGAUUUAUUACUGUGUGGCUUCAAACAAGAUUGGCAAAGAGGAGAGAAGCAUCAAGUUCUAUGUCUCAGAUGUGCCAUUUGGUCUGCAGACAGACCCACAGAUCACCGCCAUCGUGGGGAGCGAUGUUCAGCUAACCUGCAGAGCGUCCAGAUACAUUUACAAUCACCUAGCGUGGUACUACCCCUCCUCACAGGUGGCGCCCGGUGACUUCCUGAAGGAACAAUUGGACAGAUACUCCAUUUCCUUGACACUGACCAUUAGUAAUGUCACAAAGGAACACUCAGGGCUUUACAAGUGUGAAGCUCAGAAUUGGCACAACAGUACAGAUGUCCUAGAACAGCAUGCCCAGCUUGACAUUAAAGCAAAGGAAGUGCCCUAUAUUGUGCAGAACCUCACAGAUCGAGAGGUGAACAUCAGUGGCAAGAUCAUUCUGGAGUGCAAAGUAAAUGGAACCCCACUACCUCAUAUUGUGUGGCGGAAAAAUGGCUAUCCCAUUUUACCUGCUUCAGGAAUUUCCAUGGAAAAUAACACCCUGGUCAUCGAACGAGUGAAAAAAGAUGAUGAAGGCCUCUAUGAGUGUGUGGCUUCCAAUGAAAUGGGCCACGACAGCACAUCAGCAUUUAUUAAAAUACAAGGCUCUGAAGAAAAAUCCAACAUUGAAGUUAUCAUUUUGGUGUGCACUGGCUUAGCAGCUACCCUUUUCUGGCUUCUUCUGACCCUUUUCAUUCGGAAACUGAGAAAACCUGAUGCCACAGAUAUUAAAACGGGAUACCUGUCAAUCAUAAUGGAUCCAGAGGAAAUGCCCCUUGAUGAGCAGUGUGACCGUCUGCCAUACGACAGUAGUAAAUGGGAGUUCCCAAGAGACAGGCUGCGGCUUGGUAAAACACUGGGUCAUGGUGCUUUUGGGAAGGUCGUGGAGGCGUCUGCGUUUGGUAUUGAUAAAUCUUCAACCUGCAAAACGGUCGCCGUUAAAAUGCUCAAAGAAUGUGCAACUACAAAUGAGUGCAAGGCUUUAAUGUCAGAGCUGAAGAUCCUCAUCCACAUAGGACACCAUCUGAACGUGGUCAACCUGCUGGGAGCCUGCACCAAAGCUGGAGGUCCAUUGAUGGUUAUUGUAGAAUAUUGCAAAUAUGGCAAUCUGUCUAAUUACCUGAGAGGAAAACGAGGAGACUUUAUUGCAUAUAAGUCCCAGGAGAACUCUGACCAGGCAGAGAAAAGUCUGGAUGAAUCCAACAGUGAUUUAACAGAGCUGAUCAAGAGGCGCCUUGAGAGUGUGGCCAGCACCGGCAGCUCAGCCAGCUCAGGAUUCAUUGAGGAUAAGAGUUACAGUGACUCGGAAGAUGAAGAAGAAGAUGGUGAGGAUCUGCAAAAGCGACCCCUGACCUUGGAAGAUCUGAUUUGCUAUAGCUUCCAGGUGGCAAAAGGCAUGGAGUUCCUCGCCUCCAGAAAAUGUAUUCAUCGGGAUUUGGCAGCAAGGAACAUCCUUCUGUCAGAAAACAACGUGGUUAAGAUCUGUGACUUUGGACUGGCUAGGGAUAUUUACAAAGAUCCUGACUAUGUACGGAAAGGAGAUGCAAGACUUCCACUUAAAUGGAUGGCUCCAGAGGCUAUUUUUGAUAAAAUUUAUACUACGCAGAGUGACGUGUGGUCUUUUGGAGUGUUACUAUGGGAAAUAUUUUCUCUGGGUGCCUCACCAUACCCGGGAGUGCAAAUUGAUGAGGACUUUUGCCGCCGCCUCAAAGAAGGCACACGGAUGAGAUCACCAGAAUAUUCCACUCCAGAAAUCUACCAGACUAUGCUGGAUUGUUGGCAUAGCAUUGCUACGGAGAGGCCCACCUUCACAGAGCUGGUUGAGCGCUUAGGAGACCUCCUCCAGGCAAACGUGCAACAGGAUGGUAAAGAUUAUAUUCCUCUGAACAUCACAUUAUGCCCUGAUGGAGAAUCUAAUCCAAAGACCUGCCCAGUGGAAGAAAACUUGAAUAAGUGCAUUAAUCGCUGGAGUGCAUUGGGAAUGGGUAAUAACAGUAAGAAGCGACCACUGAGUGUGAAGACAUUUGAUGAGGUGCCCGUGGAGAGGCAGAAAGUGAUGAAUGAGGAGAGUGAGUCGGACAGCGGAAUGGUGCUGACAUCUGAUGAGAUGAAAAGCCUGAAGAGACUGGAAAUCCGCUCCUGGCCUUAUGGGAUUAUGGCUCUCGCGCACAGAGCCAUCACCAAAAGCAAAGAAUCCAUGUUAUCAGAACAUGAACGUGAGACUGCGAAAUACCAGCCAGCAGUACAGAUUGAUGAGGACACCCUGGACUUCACACUGGAAGACUCAGUCCUCCUGCCCAUGGAUCCAAACCUGGAAUGCCACAGCCCGCCUCCCGACUACAACUCUGUUAUCCACUACUCUGCCCCUCCAGUGUAAUGAGUCAAGUUUGAUCUUUGCACCUCUUUCAACCAGCCUGGAUUCUCACAUGCCUCCAUAUUUGUAAAGGCUGUUUAAAAGGACUAGGGUAAAAAGAGAAGGGGAAACUGACAGUGUCCAUGAUAUGAAUGGAAACCCUUAAAGAGCAAUGACCUUAAGGGAAUAUUCCACUUCUAGUUAAUGUACCAGAAUCAAAAAUGGGAGCUGCACCCCCAAAGUGCCCUCACUCCUUACCCUCCCUGCCCUCCGGGAGAGCUCAGUGGCAAUUGCAGAUGUUCAAAGUAUUUUAGUCCCUUUUGGCUCAUUCCAUACAAGAGUCACGGAAAGUCAAAUCAAAUCAGGUCUGAAAACAGUAUUGAUUCUGCUUGCCCAAUGUAGACUCUACAAGGAUUAUACAUGCAGAUGCUGUCAGGGGAUCAGUUAAGAACUGCGCCCCCAAACACUCAUAUGUGGAUUUCAAAACCAAGCAUUAUUUUAAAAACACGGGGCUCCCAUUGUCUCUCCCAAAAUGUCUUUGGAAUAUCCAAAUAAUUUUGCUUAUGGUGUUUGUACAUCUUCUGGGAUCUGUCCUUAAAACCGUGCACCAUACACAGAGCAUGGGUACUCAGAGUACCUGUAAAGAGCCUGGACUUGGCUGCAUUCUGAGCACAUUGCACAGCUCACCUAUUUCCCCAGGUUUUUCCUGUGUGGGAGCAAGAGUUUAUGUUAGUGCAUUCUUUUAUAAUGAUUGUAUAGUACCAUGAGACUUUGGAUAGGGACAUCAUACAUUUAGCUACAUAAAUUUUCCCAUGGGCAUAUGCCACUGGAACACCAACAAUUUAACACAAUGUUUCUGCUUAACUUCCAGACACAUAUCUUUAUAGAAAGCACUUUCCAUAAAUUCCACUGACAGUUUGAUCUUUGGAAUACCACCCACAUUAGGAGCAAUCUGAUAUUUAGGGUUGUAUUGCUGGAGCCCAUGUAGCCUGACCACCACCUUACUUCUCUGGGAUGUAAUGUCCUAAGCAUGUAAAUUGAAGCUUUUUGCAGUGUGUUUAUCCAGGCUUAGCACAUAGAUGAGAAAUUCAAAGUGACUUCCCCCUCAGCCCUACGUGCUAUGUGCAGCAGGGGGAUUGUUGAUUGCCAGCAUGUAUACCCAUGUCCUCCUUGCAGCAACCUCACAAAUAAGCAAGUAAUCUUUGUCAUUGAAUGCAUUGUGAAGUAAUUUUAGCUGACAUUAGAAAUCUAGGAAUGAGUAAAGCAGCUAGGAUCACAAGUCUAAAGCAGGGCUGAGGAAGAUGCACAUUGACAGUCAAGCCUGUAACCUCUUAAAUUAUAACCUGGGAAAAGGAGCUUUAUAUUAAUUUGCUCCCUGGGGAUUUUUCCCAAGGCUUAGGAAACCCAUUCAUUCCCUCCCCUAGGUCUGGCACUAGCAAUUACCUCUUUCCUUCAGAUGACAUGGUCUUUUUAUAUUAUCACAAUAACCAAAAGAAGAAAAGGCACCUGGCAGACAAUGUGAUCAUCUCUCCCUAAAUCCUUCAGCAUAAUGAAAACAGACCAAAUGCUUUCAGAAGAUUAGAAUCAUUUUCAAAUUACUAGGUAGACCUGAUAACAUUGAAAUAAACAUGAAAGAAGACUCAGGUAUUAUCAGAGGGGAAAACAAACAACAAUCCCAAGUCCAGGACCCUCUUAGCUGUGAAUGGUAAAACAUUUGAAAUGGGGGAAUCCUCAGAUUGCCAUCCUGGUUCUCUGUAAUUCCAGAAUUAGUCUAGAAAAAACAUAUAAACUCCCAUUUUUAAAAAAGAGAUCUGCAGUAUUCACAAGGAUAUGUCUCUAGUAAGAUCCUUGUUCCUAGUUGACCUGCUGGGAAGUUGUCAUUUGUGUACCUCUUUGUAUUGUAGUGACUAUGUAUUAACUGCAGGGGGUCAAAUAAUGAGAGAAACCUAAAGGGGAAUAAUUACUCAAAAGAGUGACAAAUUGCUCUUUAGACCAGUUGUUCAAUGAAUAUUAAAUUGACUAUCUACAAAGCUGAUCCAAUAAUAAAGCACUUGGUUUGCUGAUAAUUUAUUCACAAGACAAAUGGAAGAAAUGUCUCCAAUAUAUAACUCUUCUGGGUCUAGCAUUAACAGUAUCAAUGCAAGACAAUUUUUGCAGUUAUAUUUUGCUCUUAAGCUUGUGAAAAUUACACUGUGUAAAAAAACUUUUGCUUGCAAAACCUAAAUAUAAGGAGGCCUAGUGAAAAAAAAUAACAGUUGCAAAUAUAUAAAUGUGCUCUCCAUUUUUUAAAUAAAAUUGGGAACACUGCUGUGCUAAUUAGCUGCUUCCAAGAAAACUCAGCAUCUUUUCCCUUCUCUUUCUUCAGAACACAAUUUGCAGAGGCUUUUAUGAAACCAAAGCAAUGCAGGGGUUGUGCUCUAAGUGGAACCAAGGGAGUGCUUUUAUUUAAGGGGAAACUACAUCUUGGGAAUCUUAUUACGGCUUUUAGCCAACAUUCAUCAUAGUUGUUUUUGUCACAUGAGAACACAGAAAUGCAGGCCUGUGCACUCUCCAUGAGAUCUGCAAAAUUAUACCCAUAUUAAAUCGCUGGUUCCAUAGAUGGACCUCUAAAACUUGAGGACCUCUCUGUGAUUCAAGGAUCAGGAAAUAUCUUGGGCUAGCCAUGCCUGAUGUCCCAUCUAUCAGAACGAGGACAGCAACCUUUUAAUCCCUGGCUGUGGGGGGGGAGGGGGAUUGGUUCUUUUAUACCAGCCUCAAAGCAUUUACAAAGUGUCCUGAAGAAAACUACAAAUGGCCAAGGUUUGGACAAAUGUGUUUCCAACUUUUGUUUGAGUGGAAAUUUGUUUUCUUUUUCAUGGUAAAUGCAGUCAGCUGAAAUAUUACCUGAUAAGUAUUAUUCAUGUAUGUGUCUUGUAUUUUAUUUACUAAUAUUUUGUUUGUCCUUUCCUCUCCUCCCUUAAUUUAAUUAUUGGUCUUUCCUUACAUUGAUGUAUAUAGUUUACCCAGUAGAGGCAAAUAUAACAAUUCCUUUAUAUGAUAUGUUUGUAACGUUUUAGUUGAGAGAGACGGAGAUACCCUGACGUAACAAAGUUAAAGUAUCUUUAUUAAACAUUUCACUAAUGCUUGCGGGCCAGGCUCGGUUUACAGUACCCUCCCAUUUCCAGUUCACAAUGACUCUCCUUUUGGAUGUUAGCAUAUUUGGCUCUCAUUUAUUCCCUUUGUUACGUAGCUUCAGUUAGAAAACAGGGACUAAGAGGAAUCUGUUGGACUUGUAAUUUUGCAGCAGGUGUCAGCCAUGCAGUUCAAGGUAAAAGGGAGAGAUUUUCAUGAGUUCUAGUCUAACUGAAGGCUGAUCUACUGGCUGGAGGGAAAGGAGAGGCCAAAUUGCUAAGUGAUGUAAUGUUUGAUUUUUCAGACUUCUCAGGGAUUCCCAUUUCACUCCAGAGGGCAGUAGACCACCUGCCUUUCUAAUCUGAUUCAAUGUAAUCAUAACUGUUAUUAAGCAGUGCAAACCUGUUGAGCUUUUUAUGGUGUUUCCUCCUUCUGUUUUUCCCUAGUGACCCAAAAUCUCAGGCAAAAGGGGGCUCUCAGAGGCAAGAAUCUCCUUUGAUAAACUCUGGGGCCAGAUAAGAGGCCAAGAAUAAGGUACCUCAUUAGGGGCCACACCUAUCUGAUUAUUCUGGUGUUUCAUGACAUCUAUGUUCCCUGGUUCCCCCUUUUCCUCACUCUCCAUGAUCUGAAGUUUCCUUAAUUCCAUGGAAACUUCGGAUCAUGUAUAGCCUUCCUCCUGGCUUCUCCCAAUAGCUUCUUCUCUGGCUUUUGACUAAGAGCAAAUGUACCACAGAUUUCCUGAGUAUCCUGUUGCAGUCUGACUAGAUCAUUUAACAGGUCUUUUUUUCUACCUUUAACUUUAAACCUUUUCCCAUCGUAAGUCUCCUACACUGGGUAGAGUUGGGGACUGUGGCUUUUUUUAUCUAUAACAGGAAUGGCCCUCCCUGAACAAAAUAUGUUUCUUCUCUUCUACGUACUUAAACGUCCAGCUUCUCAAGCAAGAUGAAGUGGUGGAUUCCUAGGUGAAGUCUGUCUGUCUCCCUUGCCUCCUUCAGUUUGAUCACCCUUUGCCUCUUUCACUUCAUCUUAACCAGAUGGAAAGCUCAAACUCUGACUCUGGCCCCACACCCUUGAGUGCUAGGACACCUCCAAUCAAAAUGGAAAUCUCCUUCCACUGCAAUAGGCUCAAAUGAGAACAUUACAUCUAGACCCCUGCUAAAUGUGGAUCCAUAUUGAGACCCAAAGCUAAAUGUCUCCAAAGGUCACAGUUUGGAUUUCCCUCUCCUGUGAGCACUGCUCUCUCCGCCACUCUCCUGGGGAGCUGUCUCGAGUCCUUCAAAGGCCCUGGCAUGUUUAUCCCUUCUCCUCUGCCCCCUCUGUAUUGUGGAGCAUGUUCGCUGGCACUUUGCCAUGUAAUGAGGUAGUCAAAAGCUUAAAACAUAAAACUUUUCGAUGACCUUUCAUCUUCAGCAGUGGCACUGUCUUGUCACAUCCCAUCUUACCUGGGAAGUGUUAUCUGCUUUUAAUACAAUUACCUGGGUGUGGUCUUGAUUAAUGAUUUUUAGCUCCCAACCUCCAGUUGAGUAAUACCAGGAAUAAAAUGCCUUUUAGGAGACAUCAUCAGCCACAUGUCCAUAACAAGACAGGAUGCUACAAGACAUCCCCAAGCACAGGAUCUGUAGAAGAUUAUGCAAUUCUGAGCUCAAACAUAGGGCCUUCUUCUUAAAAAUAAUUGGCAGGAGAGAAUAGGAAGGGAAGUAUGAAUUUCCCUUGUCUAACUUCAGCUCUGCUUUUUUUGUUCCAAGUGUUGUUUCCCUAUUGUGUAAAAGGAAAAAAAGCCCCAAUUCCUGGCUGGAAUGUAAGAGCUCACUGGGAUGCCAACCAAAUAUGAGGCCUUAAAAGAUACGGUUACUCAGGAAGACUAGCAUGGAAUGCAGGCAGCAGAGUGUCUUUGCCUGCCUGAUAAUCCUGUUUCAUGAGAGUCAGCCCAGCCUUAUUAUUCCAUUCAUUUUUCCUUAUACCUUGAGCUGUCAAAGCUGUUAAUGAAAGCUAGGGAAGCCCAAUAACUGGUGGAGUUAAGGAAAAUAAACUAAGCAAGUGCCCUGGUAUUACUCAAAUCACUAUGGAAUGUAUGGGUUUCUCUGUCCCUGUCUGGCUGAAGAAUGUAUGCACUGAAAACUCCUCUUUCUUAUGUAGUCAAAAAUUGUAUUGUAUCUAUUAAUCAAAAUAAAAUAAAAUAAAAUGAUUCUAUAUU